AUGGAUAAGGAAAACCUAACAGUCAUAAAGGAAUUCAUACUAAUGGGGAUCACAGACCGCCCUGAGCUCCAGGUUCCAUUCUUUGGGUUGUUCCUCAUCAUCUACAUGAUCUCAGUGGUGGGCAACUUGGGCAUGAUCAUCCUCACCAAGAUGGACUCCAGCCUAAAAACACCCAUGUACUUUUUUCUAAGACAUCUGGCUUUUACUGAUCUUGGAUAUUCAACUUCUGUGGGACCCAAAAUGUUGGUAAAUUUUGAAGAGAAUCAAAAUACAAUCCCCUAUAAUUGGUUUUUUAUACAGCUAGCUUUCUUCAUAAUGUUCAUCGUUAGUGAACUUUUCAUUCUAUCUGCAAUGGCCUAUGACCGCUAUGUGGCCAUCUGUAACCCUCUGCUGUACAAAGUUAUCAUGUCUCAAACAGUAUGCUGGGGUCUGGUGAUAGUUCCCUAUCCCUACAGUGCCUUUCUCUCUCUCCUGACCACAAUAAAGAUUUUUAUUUCUUCCUUCUGUGGUUAUAAUGUCAUUAGUCAUUUCUACUGUGACAGUCUUCCAUUAGUAACAUUGCUGUGUUCAAGCGCACUUGAUGUUGAACUGAUAGUACUGAUCGGUUCAGCAUUUACUUUAGUUUCAUCCUUUCUGGUAGUUCUUGUGUCCUACAUGUCGAUCCUGGCAACUAUUCUUAGGAUGAACUCUGCAGCGGGGAGGUACAAGGCCUUCUCCACGUGUGGAUCUCACCUGAUAGUAGUAUUUGUGUUAUAUGGGACUCUGUUCUUUAUGUAUGUGCAACCCAAAUCCAGCCAUUCCUUUGAUACCGAUAAGAUGGCCUCUGUAUUUUACACUGUGGUAAUACCUAUGCUGAAUCCCUUAAUAUAUAGUUUGAGGAACAAAGAGGUAAAAGGUGCCUUGCAGAGAAUAUUGAAAAAUUUAUCCGACAUUCCUAUUUAA
This is a messenger RNA of Loxodonta africana (African savanna elephant), 942 nucleotides long. RefSeq names its product olfactory receptor 8K3-like. Lineage: Eukaryota; Metazoa; Chordata; Mammalia; Proboscidea; Elephantidae. The record is from RefSeq and is a predicted model, not a curated record. The transcript has a single exon. Gene Ontology annotation, molecular function: odorant binding; olfactory receptor activity; G protein-coupled receptor activity. Bases 1 to 942 code for a protein of 313 amino acids. Gene Ontology annotation, cellular component: membrane. Gene Ontology annotation, biological process: sensory perception of smell; G protein-coupled receptor signaling pathway.